Messenger RNA from Pocillopora meandrina, 6166 nucleotides. NCBI's taxonomy places the organism in Eukaryota, Metazoa, Cnidaria, Anthozoa, Scleractinia, Pocilloporidae. The record is from the annotation of a GenBank genome assembly.
CAGCGCGCGAAAUUGUUGAACGUUUAUAGAUCAGACGUUCUUGGAAGAGAAUUCGUGAGAAAUGAAGAUUUUAACUUGGAAUAUCAACGGAAUUCGUGCCUCUAGGCGUGAAAGAUCGUUGAAAGUCCUUUUAGAUUCCCUCGAAGCUGAUGUUAUCUGCUUGCAAGAGACGAAAGUUACUCGUAAGUACACACUGCACAUGUACAUCAAAUUAUUUCAGCCGGUUGCAAGCAUCUAGGUAGUCGCGUAGGUCUGUUCAAUUUUCCAACAUUUCCCUUUUGCUCGGACAUACGGGAAACAGGAAUGGCAAGGUAGUGAGAGCGUUGGCAGUCUUCCUCCCACCAACAUUCCAAAAAGUUGGGAAAGAAGAGCCACUUAAUUCCAACUACAAGAUUGUUAAUGCAUACAAAAAUAUACCGUAUGAUUGCAAUGGAACAAAGGCAGUUUGAUCGUCCGGGUGAGUGUAGUCCUGAGAAGGACUGUAGUCGGUAGUGGUGACUGACGUUUCGACAAACUGAGCAGAAAUCAUCAUCUGAGUCAAUGAUUGUUGUCAUUCGAAUGUUCUUUGUCUGAUUCAUAUUAACCGAUUGGUAAGUUUUGCUGUCAUGUUAUUGGCUGUAAGAUUCAAGUGUCGCAAUUGGUUGGUUUUGAUCCGUUGGUAAUGUUUGGCUUGUCUGUUUGGUUAGUUUGUGAUGUUAACAUGGUGAAUAAGUCUUUUCAUUGUGCCAGUAGUUAAAUUGACACCUGACGAGGGGAGUCUGUUCUUACAUGUUGUUAGGAAACCAGCUUUCUAGAGUCAGUUCUUAACAGAAGUUAGUGCUAUAGGUUAGGAAUUACACAGAGUCCCAGUUAGUAACAGUUAGUGUUAUUCUGCAAUUCAUGUGUCUCAUGAGGGCAAGUUAAAGUUAUAAGCUCACAAUUGUUUAUCCCACUGGCCAUGUUUGAUUUGGAGUCAAAGUGGAUGGUGAGGGUAGGGGGCAGGGGAAGGUAGUAUUCACUCCUCCAUCCCCAGCCUUCUCCUUAUUUUUGACUGUCUUGGUACAAAUUUCUUUCUCUCCCCAGCCUUCUGCUUCCAUUGAAAUCAAAGAUAGCAGCCAUAAUUUUUGCUAAGAAAAUACUGAGCACUCACUUGCCAAAAUUAAACCUGUUCUCUGGGCUAAGUUAGGGUGGUUAUGCAGUUUUAUACUCACCACGAACAAACUGCAUUUAUUUCACACUAUAGGUGAUAUGUUAGAUGAAGUGACAGCAAUUGUGGAUGGUUACAAUGCUUAUUUUAGCUUCUCAAAAGUGAAGACUGGAUACUCUGGUAUGUAAAAGAUAGCAAUUUUGUCCCUCCUCACCAAUUUUGGUUGUGCUUUUGAAAAUCAAACUGUAAUGUAUAGCUUUUGAGCUUAUGCAAGCCGACUUGUGCCACUAAACUUAAGAGCUAGCUCUCGUUUUUGCUCAUUUUAUAGUAUAAGGAGUGAAGGAAAUCAGCCUGGGGUGUGGCAUUUUGUAUUUUCUGAAUGUCUCAUAGGAGACUGGUCUUGGGAUUAAAACAUUCAGGUCUGACCCUUGCUGCAUGUAGAUUCACUUUUAAAAUUAAUUUAAUAAUGCAGUGAUUAUUCAUGAUGGCCCAGUUCAUCUUUAAGCUUGUUUAAAUGGGGGUCUUUUGUGAUUUUCUAUGGAAGGCACAUAAUUUCUCACAUUUUCUCCCCUGACAAGGAUAUUUUAGGAUUGAUCUUCGGCAAACUUGCAGGAACACCUGGUCCCAUUUCUUUGAAUAGAUCAUGCUAUUCUCUGGAUAAUCUCUGUCUUGUUGAUAGUGCAACAUGGUAUAUUGACACUAAUGUAGCACAUCUAUAAUUUUUUGCGCAUCCCUAUUGGCUACUUUCCAUUAACAAAAUCCUUGGACAAUUAUCAGGCCAUAACCCCCAUUUACAUUGAUAUUUAUCCUCCAAUUAUUUCCAUGGGAAAGCAACUAACCCAGCAGAAAAAAACCAGCUCAUGAGUUUCACCUUUAUUGUUUUAAGUGGAAGAAAACAAACUUGUUUUGUGGAUUCCACCAGUAGUGACAUUAGAAAGCUUAUCUCAAAUGCUGCUCCGGAAAGUGCACAAACAGUCAGUAAAAUUUUGCUGUCAACACGCAAAGCAAAAUUUAAUGAAGGUGUUAUAAAAUAAUUAAACCCCUCUCAGGCAGCUGGUAUGUGGGCUGACAAUGUCCUUGGCUGAGAGAUUAUCGUCAAAAUUUCACAUUUUCCCUCAAUGCUUCACUUCUCUGCCAAAUAUUUAUUUUUCCAACAAUACCUCAACCACUUACAGUACAUUAUCAUGUGACAUACCAGCUUCCUGAAGGAGUUUAUUUACUAAUUAUACACUGGAUAGUAACUUAUUCUUUGGACAGUGUUAUUCACCUUUCAAAGGACAUUAGGCCUUGGUAAAUUACUCUUAAUGCACAAGCAGCGUAUCUUUUCUGGGGGUGAAGAGAGUGGGAGAAGAAAACUGUGAUUUCCCUCAUGAUACUGCAGAAAUUGGGAUAUAAACUCCCUUUGCUGUGGAACUCUUGCCUUGCAUGUGGAUUCACCUUUGGUUCUUUGCAAAGUAUAAAAGUUCCAUUUUGAAUGGAUGAUGUUACUCUUUUAAUGUAUACAAGGUUAUGUUACACCUCAAUUCUCUUGAAUAGCAUAGAGAGGAAAUGUAUGCAUAAAUGAGUUUCCAGAUCUUAAGAAUGCACUGUUUGUAAUUUUAGCUAACUGUGGGUGCUCUCUCCACAGGAGUUGCAUCAUUUUGCCGCGACGCAGUGACACCUAAAGCUGCUGAGGAGGGUCUCUCGUCUUGCCUUACUCCUCAGCCAUCUAUUGCCUGUUACGGCAGUAACACUGACUUCACACCUGAUGAGCUAGAAGCUCUGGAUAAUGAGGGUCGUGCCAUACUCACAGAACAUACUCUCCCUGAGGGCAAGUCAGUUGUUAUUAUUAAUGUGUACUGUCCCAGAGCUGACAAGGAGAAUAAGGAAAGAGUGGAUUUUAAAAUGAACUUUUAUAAAUUGCUGCAGGAGAGAGCUGAAUCCCUUGUCAAUGCAGGAAGGUACAGAAACUGUAUGUUUCUUUUGUUUGGCUUUUUUUUUCUUUAAUAUUUGCAUUUAAUAAAUAAAAAAGCUGUGCCUCAAUUUAAUAAAGGGGAUAAGUUUCUAAGAGAACUGUGGUGCUGCAUUGGUGGGAGAGUAUAACAGGGUACUUUAUGUUCUCAACUGAGUUAAAAGUAUAAAUUGGCCUCUGUAAAGAGUUUCAAAGCUGAUGUUUUGAGUGUUAGCCCUUUUUUAUCUAGAGCGAAGGGUUACAGUGGCCAAUUAGUGUUAUCAAUUUAGUCAACAAUACUAAACUACCCAGUUAUGCCUCAAUGAAGGUGUGGAAAUUAAACAUUGUUUUACUUUUUGAAGGGAUUGGUUAGCUAAUGGCUAUUGGCUUUUGUCAAACUGGCAUUGGCAAUUUCAGUGCUAAUCAUGUGUGCCUUAACCCUUUAACUCCCAAGAUCUGAUUGUUAAUUCUCCCCUGUAGCUGCUACACAUUUCCUUGUAAAUUAGUGAUGAGAACUUGGUGGUAGAUCAAGAUAGCAGCUUCUACCUGAUAAGUUUGAAUAUUCUCAUCGCCUGUUUGCUGAAGAAUGUAUGCGUAUAGCAGGGAGAAAUUUUAUGUUCAUCACUUCUGGGAGUUGAAGGGUUAAUCAACUUGUAGUUAAUAACCAACUUGCUGUUUCUCUUGCUUGUCAGUGGAGCCCAACAGUAUCUUUAGGAAAGAAUAUUUUUGUUAAAUUACCCUAGAAACCAACCUGUCACUUUAUACAAGGCUGGUAACAGAGGAGCAUGAGCCUCAAGAUACAUCUACAGAUAUGUUUACCAUACUGAAAUGUCAAGAUUUGACCUUCCUCAGUUAUUUGUUUUUCUUUUCAAUGUAGGUACGUCAUUGUUCUUGGUGACAUUAACACAUCACAUAAAAUGAUAGAUCAUUGUGAUCCUGAUAAAGAGGUAAAUAUUUUGGCCAUACUUUAAUUUUUUUCCCCUUCUCUAAUAAUAAACAUAAAAAUUUCAUUUUCCAUUUGUUUUGUUUUUUGGGAGAUUUAAUAGCCUUAGGGUCACAGCUAGUAUGUCAGACUUGUCCAAUGGGCACAAGCAGCUUCUCCUUCAUGCGAGGUCAUGAGGUCUCGCUGCAAGACCAGGCUGCUAACUGUGUUGUGUUUUUAGGGUAGACACUUAACCCUCCCAUUUCCUCAUUCUACCCAGCAGAAUAAAUGGGUUUAGGCCAAAUUUCAGGGAAAGUGGUGGAAAUGCUUGGGGGUAACCUGCCAUGGACCAACAACACCCAGUGGGAAAAGCAACAACUUAGUAACUUCAUGCAAUGGGAAUUGUGGACAAGCUCUGGUAGAGUGGCCCACUCUGCUCAAAUGCUGACCCAACGUCACUGUUUUUACCAUAUGAUUUGAUUAUUGAUAAUGAAAUGGUUCAUCAUGUGACAUAGAUCCAUCCAUAUGUCGUCAUUGGUCCAAUUUUUUAAAAAUUUUGUUUUACUAUAAAUUUUAAUUCAUUAAAAAAAUCAUUACAAUCCUUUCUUUUUAACCCGAUCAGGGUGUUGCCCAGAAAUAUGGAAGAACGUCUCCAACCCACAUGUUACCUUUCUGCUAACACAGAAGGUCUUAAAAGAGAAGGAUAAUUGUGUGAUCUAACAAAUCUACACGUAGAUGUUUUUACUCUUUCCUCAGGAACUGUUCAAUGCUCAUCCUGGACGAAAGUGGUUGGAUCAGUUUUUGGUUCCAUAUGAAGUUAACGGCGCUAAUCCAGACCAUAACACAGGUGAUCCUCUCCAAGCACAAGGUGGGCUUUUUGUAGACUCAUUCCGUUAUUUUCACCCUUCCCAGCGUGACGCUUACACCAAUUGGUGCACGGUGACCAGUGCGCGUCAAACCAAUUACGGUACAAGAAUUGAUUACAUUUUUGCCGAUAAAGAACUUGUUGAUAAAGAAUUCCUAAACUGUGAGAUACUGGCCGAUGUCGAGGGCUCAGAUCACUGUCCAGUUGUAGCAACUUUGAAGACUUCUUUUCAAGCUGCAUUGAAACCUCCUUCCCUUUGUACGAAGUUUAUGCCAGAAUUUUCUGGGAAACAACAGAAACUUAAGUCUUACUUUUUGAAACAUGGACAACAGUCGCAGAGUCAACCCGAGGCUUGUUCUACGGACUUAAGUGUUACACAGGAAACAAAGACGUCCUUAAAACGGAGUGCCUCUUGCGGUGAUGUCAAAAGCAAAUCUGUAAAACGUCAAAAAUCUGCCGGAGGGAAAAACAAAGCUGAAGGACAGCCAAAGACAAAUCUGUUUAGUUUCUUUAAAAGGUCUACAGACCCGGUUGCAGUCAAUAAGAGUGUCACCGAGGUAACUAACGAAGCGUUUGAUUUAGUUAAGACUACUCCUUCCGAGUUUGAACAGUACGCAGGCGCGGAUAACGUCUCUUCACUCUCAAAUACCUCCGUUUCAUCUUCAGACGCGGCUUUAAAUGUUUCUGAAAACGAACCUGUCCCUGAAAACGCAUUGAGUCGCAAAGAUUGCGCAGAGAAGCGUAAAGUGGAUGCGGCAAUUUGGAAAAGUAUUCUCUCUGGGCCGCGUCCACCCCCUCUUUGUAGCGGUCACAAGGAGCCGUGCGUCCUAAGAACAGUGAAAAUCAAAGGUCCAAAUCAAGGGAAGCAGUUUCAUUGUUGUGCCAGACCACAAGGACACUGCUCCAAUCCUGAAGCUCGUUGCAAUUUCUUUAAAUGGGUGAAGUGGAGUUGAUUUCGGAGGUUGUGUAAAUAUCAUGGGGUGUUCCCACAAGAACAUGAGAGCUUUAAACUGUCAUUUUCCAAAAAAAAAUAAAAUCUAUCAGUCCUUCUUUAAAGGAAACAAAGAUUUCCAAUUAACCUGUUUGAAAGAAAUCGUUUGAAUACACUUCUACUGGAUUGAAGGAAACAUCAAAUGAGCAUUUUGAAAGCAAUUUUAUCAAUCAACUCUAAUGGGGAAUAUGUGGUUGAAGUCUCAUUUCCAAGCAUAUUCCUUGUUUAAAGUUUUCAGAGUUUGAUCAGGUAACCAAAAAUUGAUUUUCAAUUGAUUAUUGAACUGGAAAAUGAAACUUGCAUCUUCAUAUUUUCCGCCAAUUUCUGUUUAA